UGCCUCCACUCCCUUCCCCUCCAUCGCCUUCCUCCCUUUCCCCUCUCCAUCUCCAAACACUAUUCCCUCCCUCCAUUCUACUCAACUCCUCGCCCAUGGCCGUGCUUCCCAUCAACGACGCGCCUAGCUUUGACGACGAUGGCCGCCCCAAACGAACCGGUACGUUUUGGACAGCAAGUGCUCACAUAAUCACAGCAGUCAUCGGUUCAGGUGUGUUAUCGUUAGCAUGGGCAAUCGCUCAACUAGGAUGGAUCGCCGGUCCCUCUGUGAUGUUGCUAUUCGCCUUCAUCGGCUAUUACACCUCCUGUUUGCUCGCCGAUUGCUAUCGCUCCAGUGACCCAGUGAAUGGAAAGAGAAACUACACUUACAUGCAUGCAGUUCGCUCCCUUCUCGGUAGAGGUCAAACAACAGCAUGUGGAGUACUUCAGUACGUGAACCUAAUCGGAAUAUCAAUUGGAUAUACGAUUGCGUCGUCGAUCAGCAUGAUGGCGGUUAAACGGUCAAAUUGCUUUCAUAGUAGUGGAGGGAAGAAUCCAUGUCAUAUGUCGAGCAAUCCCUUCAUGGUGUCUUUUGGAGUAAUGGAAAUAAUUUUGUCUCAAAUUCCUGAUUUUGAUCAGAUUUGGUGGCUCUCCACGGUGGCUGCUGUCAUGUCUUUUACCUAUUCCACCAUUGGCCUUGGCCUUGGAAUAGCCAAAGUUGCAGAAACGGGGAGUUUUAAAGGGACGGUGAGUGGAAUAAGUGUGGGACCAAUAAAUGAAAGCCAAAAGAUAUGGAGAACUUUCCAAGCACUUGGCGACAUCGCUUUUGCCUAUUCUUUUUCAAUUAUCCUUAUUGAAAUUCAGGACACAAUCAGAUGCCCACCGUCGGAAGCAAAGACAAUGAAGAAAGCGACAGGAUUCAGCAUUGCAUUGACCACAAUAUUCUACAUGCUAUGCGGGUGCAUGGGCUACGCAGCCUUUGGCAACGACGCCCCAGGCAACCUCUUGACUGGCUUUGGCUUCUACAACCCAUUCUGGCUCCUUGACGUCGCCAACGUCGCCAUCGUCGUCCACCUCGUUGGCGCAUACCAAGUCUUCUCUCAGCCCGUCUUUGCUUUUGUCGAGAAGAAAGCCGCCCAAGCAUGGCCCGACUCACCUUUCAUCACCAAACACCACAAGCUCUCCAUCUCUUCCUCCCGCUCCUACAAUGUCAACCUCUUUCGACUCGUUUGGCGAUCUCUUUUCGUCUGCUUCACCACCGUCGUCGCUAUGUUGCUCCCCUUCUUCAACGACGUGGUUGGGAUCAUUGGGGCUCUCCAAUUCUGGCCAUUGACCGUGUAUUUUCCGGUCCAAAUGUAUAUUGUUCAGAAGAAGAUUCCUAAAUGGAGUCUCAAGUGGGUUUGUGUUCAAACCAUGAGCAUGGGCUGCCUUUUGAUCUCCUUUGCUGCUGUUGUGGGCUCUGUUAUUGGUGUCAUGCUUGAUCUUAAGGUUUAUAAGCCUUUCAAGACAAUGUAUUGAUAUCAUGGAUUUGAGCAAAGGAAUUACCAAAUAUAUGUAUAUUAUUCGUUUAUGUAUUUGAAAUUUGUCCAAUGAAGCUUUAUGCUUGCCUCU
Molecule: messenger RNA, 1589 nt
Organism: Cucurbita maxima (winter squash)
Lineage: Eukaryota; Viridiplantae; Streptophyta; Magnoliopsida; Cucurbitales; Cucurbitaceae
Product: amino acid permease 4-like
Exons: 6
Coding region: 96-1496 (466 amino acids)
Cellular component (GO): plasma membrane
Source: RefSeq, a predicted model, not a curated record